AUGGAUCAUCUUUUAAAGGUCCCUAACAACCCAUUUGAGCUUCAUAUUGAUACAAGCCCUCUUGAUGACAGUGAAAGCUCCCUCAAUCACUGGGAAGAAAUCAGAUUUCUCGGCAGGCACCCAUCACGCAGAAGUUACCACUCCGCUGCAUCAUGGAACGAAAAAAUCCUCAUAUAUGGUGGACAAGACUUACGAGAAGGCCCACAAUCAGGCCUUUGGUCCUUAAACUUACGAGAAGCUUAUUUCGACGCAGAGCCCUGGGAAGAAAUAGAAAUUCCAGGAUUAGGUCCAUUGUGCAGACACUCAGCUAUAGUUAAAGACGAUAAAAUGUACGUAUUCGGAGGCAGCAAUGGUGACCGAGAAUUUAACACCACAAGUGUAAUUGAUUUAAAUUCUCGGAGCCUUACGGUUAUCCCUCCUGAAAGGCCUGAUCUCCCACCUUCUCUAGACUCUCAUACUGCUUGUCUAUACGAAGAUGUCGCUUCCUCAAUGGUCGUAUUUGGAGGUUUUGCAGAAGGGGUCAGGUCUAAUACUGUUUAUAUACUGAAUUUAUCAACCCAUAAUAAUAAAAUGGCGGCAAUCGGAAUUGGUUAUCUGUGAGAACCAUUCUUCCUUGGCGAUAUAUUAUUAUAGGGUUCAGUUUUCCAUGUCGAUCUUUAUCCACAAUGCUAAUAUGGAAUUACUGCCUAGGGUAGUUCGUUGGCUCAAGGAAGAAAAGAGACACACAGUUUUUUACUGCCUGGAACAACCGAAGAGGGUGACCCUGAUGUAGAACACGCAAAGGAUUCACAAUAUAGCCUGUGAAGAUUGCUGGCCCUUUGGUCUUGCUAGACAAGAUGGCUGCUGAUGUCAUCACUUAGGAGUUCUAAAGGGCUGGUUUCUCAUCCUGCUGAAGAGGGUAAUCACAUAUUAAAUCUAAAUAAUUAUUAGUAGAAAUAAAUCAACCCAGAAAUGGAAAAGGGCGCAGACUGACGAAGAACCAUCGCCUAGGUCUAACCAUUCUUCUGUUGUGUAUAACCACUGUUUAUAUAUAUUUGGCGGCUCAGACGAUGAAGGCGAAAAACUCUGCGACCUGUGGAAGCUUGACUUGAGGACUUAUCAUUGAGAAAAGAUUAUAGGACAUGGACAAAUCCCAACUGGGAGAUCUGGACAUUCUGCUAUUGUAUUUAAAGAUGAUAUGGUAAUUUUUGGAGGAAUGCGGGAUAUCACCAAGGAGACAAAUGACAUGUUUUCGUUUGAUUUUUUGACCAAUACGUGGACAAUGUUUCAGUUUGAGUUCCAAAUUAAAGAUCCGGUAACUCCUGAACAGCUGGAGGAGUAUAAGAAAAGGAAAUCAAUUAAUCAUAACCACAAGCAUAAGACGGUUCCUGAGCCAACUUCACCUGCAAAAACGCCGUCUCUUCAUAUAUCGAAGUCGCCAGAUGCUUCUCCUGUUGGAGAAGGGCUGUCUUUUCUGAAAAAGAAAAAUAGCUUGUAUGAUGGCCCUCCAAGUCCUCUUGAAGGAAGAAUUAGAGGAAAACCUCCACAUCCGAGAGAUGGCCAUUCGGCAGUUGUGGUUAAUAAUUUCAUGUAUGUGUUUGGAGGGGAUAGACAUCGUUAUUGUUAACUUGUACUUAUUGAAAAAGUUAACUCUAAGGUCAAAUGCCUUUUUUCUUCCUAGUGCUUUUCUAAUUGCUUGCCAGUUGGUGUGUUGCACAUCGCGAAGAUUGCUUCUGUCGGGUGAGUACAGACUUGAGUCAUCACACCACUUCACAAUAAGGUUAUCUAUCAUUGAAUAUCCAAAUAGAAUUCCGAAGCCCAGAACGCAACUCCUAGUAUUGCGCUGGGUAUUAUUCUUGAUUGGCAAUAUACAUCCUCUGGCACAGUUGGGAGAACCCUUCUAGCUUUGUGACCCCAUUUAUCGUUACGCAAUUUUAAGGUAUAGAUGGAAUAGACAUCAGAUGCCGUUUAAUGACCUUUAUGCUUAUAGACUUGUGGAAACUACAAUUAAAACUCCUGUUCAGACUUAA
Molecule: messenger RNA, 2009 nt
Organism: Blepharisma stoltei
Lineage: Eukaryota; Ciliophora; Heterotrichea; Heterotrichida; Blepharismidae
Source: the annotation of a GenBank genome assembly